ACCCCGUGACGUAGGAGGGAGAGCGUUGAGCCGAGAGAGCAAAGCAGCUUUAAUUGCAGGGCAGAGAGAAAAGCCAGCGAUGGCUUCGCUCAGCCAGGAGCACCACUACGGGCUGUCCUGCGGACAAAAUAACAAAAACAGCCCCAACAGGACGCUGUACCAUGUCAAGCUCACGGACACGGCUAUCAGGGCGCUGGAGGCGUACCAGAAACUCAAGAUCUCUUUACCAAGUGAGCCAGCCAUUUGUUUCAAAGGAAACCAAGGGUACAUCAAGAUCCCUGCUCCAACACCAGAGUCACCUUCUGCGCUCCGCGUCUUUUCCUUUUACUUAUCCAGCGACAGCAAAGACCAACCUCAAGCCAGCUUUGACUGCAUCCAUCAAUAUGUUUCAAGCGACGGCCGUGAGCAGCUGGAAGGUCAAGGCACCAUCCAGGACAAGAUCACGGUGUGCGCCACCGACGACUCCUACCAGAUGACCCGCGAGAGGAUGUCUCAGGUGGAGAAGGACAGCUGGAGCCGCUCUGCCAUCGAGAUCAAACCCGGGGCCACACAUCCAACAAAAUGUGUCAAGCUCCACAAGAGGCCAGCUCCUCUGUCUGCACCAGACACCAGCGUCCACAAGCAGUCCACCAACAACAGGAAGAACGGCGGCAUGGCCACGCCGACCCAGAAGCCCUUGAGGGAGCGCAUCAUCCACCUCCUAGCUCUCAAGCCCUACAGGAAACCAGAGCUGCUGCUGUGGCUGGAGAGAGAAAGAGCCGGCCCGAAGGACAAGACCGAGCUGGGCGCUAUGCUGGAGGAGGUGGCAAGAGUGAAUCCCAAAGACAGCAGCUACCUGCUGAGGGAUGAGUUCUACAAGCAUGUGCAGAGGGACUGGCCCGGCUACAGCGAGGAGGAGAGGCAGCACGUCAGCAGGAUGCUGGCCAGGAAGUUGCAGCCACACGUUGGACAUCAACCAAGGAAUCUUCAAGCAAAUGUGUCCGUGCUAAAGACGUCUGAGGAUACGACACUACAGCACAGCACAGCAAAGAAUCCUGCAGUGAAACGUCCUGUGCCUUUUGACUUAUUGGAAAAGCCAACUGUUAAGAGACAAAGACCUGCGGACCAAAAGUUGCACCAGCGGCCCCCGGUGAACGGACUGUUAAACAAUAAAGGACACGACGCUGCAGCUCCGAUGCUCAGCCCCGGUUUCCUCACAAAGACGGAGUUUCAACGGACAAGUAACCACACUAGUGACCAAGGCGGCUCGCCAGGGGGCCACGGCGGCUUUCCUGUAACGCACAAGCUGAGGAGCGCCUCCGACACACACGUCUCAGCGGAGAGCACAGAUCAAGAAGCCAAAGCGAGCAGCCAGCAGCCACCGCAGAGGGACUCUGACUGCGCCCACCUGCAGCUCGACAACGGCCAGCACAGAAAGAAGAAAUCUAAAAAGCACAAAGACAAGGAGCGGGAGCGGUUGAAAGACAACAAGGGCACGGAAUGGUUAGAGACGAGUCCUGAUCUUAAGCAGAACCUGGACCAUCAUGACCAUCCUGACAUCACAAAUGCUGUGGCCUCUGAGGAGAAGCCGGAUUAUGUGCUAACGUAUGACACCAUCGUGAGUUUGGAGCAACGUGGGAGGUACCAGGAGGAUUUCUGUGCAGAGUAUGAUGAAUACAAAGACCUGCACUCCCGGAUCGCCACCAUAACUCACAUGUUCGUUCAGUUAGGAUCCAAGAUCAAAAGCUUGUCCCCUGGCACACAAGAAUAUAAGAUAAUGGAAGACCAGAUUCUUGAAAAGUACAACAAGUAUCGAAAGAAGUUCCCCGGCUACCGGGAAGAGAAGAAACGCUGCGAAUAUCUCCACGAGAAACUGUCCUACAUCAAACAGCUAAUCAAGGACUACGACGUCUCUCAUGCUUCUUCAUAGCAUCGGCUCUCCCCUUCAUCAGAUUUUUUUUAUGGAACGCUCUUCUUUGAAAUAGAAAUUGCCCUAAUGGUUUUUGCGACGUUGUUAAAACCAGUGACAGUGUAUGCCAAUUCAAUGGUAAUAUUUAAGAUUGUAGUAAAUAUUAUAUAAUUGUUUUUGUUACACACAUUGUCAAACAUUGCUCUUGGCAGUGUUCUCCUUUCCAUUUUUAUAGAUUUAAAGACAUGCAGUGUCAUUUUUAAAUUCCAUAACAAAGCGGCCUCAUUAUUGACUGAAGCAGACCAGUGUAAAAAAAAAAACUGAAAUAUUUGAAGCCUUCAUGUCUUCUGAUAUAAAUGUGGGAGGUCAUUCUACUUGCCACUUAACGUCUCCGGCAUUUAUCCUGGAUCAAGACCGGUUUAAUGCCGUUGCUGCUGUUGCAUCAAGAUAUUUAAUCAAUAUUUUAAAUAGGAAACAAGUGAAGUCAUUUUAGUGAUUGGCAGAAAAAAAUAUUUUAAGUUAUAUAUAUAUAUAAAGUGACAAAUUAAAAAUGAGGAUGUUUUUGCAAUACAGCCAUUAAGGGUCUUGUACUUUCUCUUGUACUUUUUCAAAUUGGCUUGAAAUGUUAAGAUUUAGUUUAUGCAAUCUCCCAAAUGCACUUGUGUGUGUAAAGUAUUUAUUCACCAUACCCCUUUCUUUCGAGUGACUGGUAACGGGACCAACCUGCUUGGCCUUGAUGACAGUCUCAAUCAUUUGGUUGAAGGACUAUUUCCUCGCCGAAUGCUUGUCGGGCCCCCUAUUUAAUUCACAGUAUUCUAACCCACUGCAUAGAAGUGUCUUUUUCUCUUUCCAAGCACUACUGAUCUAUUUAAUCUUAAACCACCUGCCUUUUAUUCUGCGCUGUUUGUCUCUUCAGCUUCUCAGGUCUGAUUGAAGUGUUUGUGUGUUUCAAGCAGCCGGGUCGGCGAGCAGUUCCCGAGGUUUGCCCAGCUGUGUCUGUCCUGACACAGUUAUGGAGAGUGAAUGGGGUUAUAGUAAAGAGGUGCGGUACUGUUUAAAUUACUAGCCUGGAAGGUUUAUUUGCUUCGGUUUCCAGUUAAUAAUCCUUGUCCAUUCGAUUUUGUUCUUGCACUAAACCCAGUCUGAAAUGGGGGGGGCAGCAGACCAGCUUAACUUCCUUGCAGAUUGUAAGUGUUCCUUGUGGUUUUUGUUCAGAAUGUUAUCAUGCAGUCAAUGACACAAAAAGCCUUAAUGUUCCACUUUUAUAGUACAAAAUCAUCAAAAGGAGAUCAAAUCCACACACAUAUGUAGUCUGCCUUAUAUUACUGUUCGGUGUCUUAGCCAUUCCUCUGUUCAAAUGGAUGCCAGUAGUUGCUCUCCCACCAAAUGAAUAGUACUGAAAUUAAAAGGAGGUGUUUCAUAAUGUGAUUUAAAACAAAAAAAAAUCGAAUGCACAGUAUGAUUGGCUGUGACAGCGUUGCUCAUUCAUCAGUUGCAUUUGGAAACCUGGUACUGUUUUUAAUAGAGAUUUUCAGUUAUUUAUGAUUAGGAAUAUGACUUUGGUUUAUUCUGCGGCUGGUGUUUGUGUUGACAUGCUAUCUGACUUAGCUAUAAGCACAUGGAGAAGCUUCAUUGGAUGAUCAUACAGUGAUUCCGGCUAUAUUUUAAGCAGACAAAGAAAACCUUGUUAAAAUACUAAAUCCCAAACAUCUUGUGGGUGGUAAUUAUUAGGAGGCGUCAAGGAGGGAACCGGUCAAGUAGUUGAUUAAAGACCACAUUUAUCUGUGGGUUAUUUGAUUUUGAUGGAGACCAUAAUUGUACGUGGCUUGUGUGCGUAGGAUGAAUACAUCAAUGGUCAGACGGAACAUGUCUUUCAAAAUCACUAAAUGAGUUUUAUUUAUCCGUACUGUCUUGAUCACAAGCUGCAACAAAAAAAAAAGGUUCAUGAAGUGUUUUUUUUUUUUGGACAGACUAUUUACAAGGCACCUCUACUGCAGAGUAAGUGUUUUGUUGUUGUACUACUAUACCUGCUGAAGGGAACGCCUGAUCUUGGUCACAGGAGUCAGAGAAGAGAAUAUAUGUUUUAUGAACUACAUUUUACAGAUGUCUUUUUCUUUUUUGUGCAAAUUUCAAAGGAAUAAAAACAUCAAUGUCA
Molecule: messenger RNA, 4043 nt
Organism: Pungitius pungitius (ninespine stickleback)
Lineage: Eukaryota; Metazoa; Chordata; Actinopteri; Perciformes; Gasterosteidae
Product: RNA polymerase II elongation factor ELL2-like
Exons: 12
Coding region: 80-1909 (609 amino acids)
Biological process (GO): positive regulation of transcription elongation by RNA polymerase II; transcription elongation by RNA polymerase II; snRNA transcription by RNA polymerase II
Cellular component (GO): transcription elongation factor complex
Molecular function (GO): cis-regulatory region sequence-specific DNA binding
Source: RefSeq, a predicted model, not a curated record